AUGGAUCGUGAAUGGGUAAAGAACCCGAAUAGGGUAUCUCCUCAGUAUGUGGCAGGGAUAGAAGAAUUUAUAACUAUUGCAAAAGAGAGUUUGAAUUCUGCGGGGUUAACUCUAUGUCCAUGCUUAAACUGUGCUAAUAGGAGGUUGCAAAGUAUAGAUGUCAUUAGAGCUCAUUUGAUUAAAAAGGGAAUUGAUAACUCAUACACACGAUGGGUGUACCAUGGUGAGGAAGAAUCUGAGGAGGAAGAAGGUGUGGGCAACGAGGAAUUCUUUAAUGAGCAAUUUGAUGGAUUGGGAGAAGGAUUGCACGAUGCGGCUGGUGUUGACCUUUUUAAUAUUGGGCCUACGAGUGACUUUGUUGGAAAUGAACGACCAGCUAUUGAAGAAGCCCGUUAUGAGAAGCUAUAUGAAGCUUUAAAUAAUCCUGUAUAUAAUGGAUGUGAAAACUUCUCUACUUUAACCUUUGUUGUGAAGCUGAUGAAUAUAAAAGUGAUGAACAAGUGGAGUGAUAAUUCUUUUGAGAUGCUAUUGAAGCUAAUCCAUGAGGUGCUCCCAAAGGGUAAUAAUUGUCCAGAGAACUAUUAUGACACUAGAAGAUUGCUUUGUGAUCUCGGUUUGGGUUAUGAGCAUAUUGAUGUUUGUCUAUAUGAUUGUGCUAUCUUCUAUGGUGAACAUAGUAAUGCUACAAUAUGUCCUGUUUGUAAAUAUAGUCGCUAUGUUCGUAACAAGAUUCCGCAUAAGAGGUUGCGAUACUUCCCUGUCACGCCUCGUCUGAAGCGGUUAUAUAGCUCACGACACACAGCUAGAGACAUGCGUUGGCAUAAAGAAAUUCGUGCGGAAGAGCCUGGAGUGUUGCGUCAUCCUGCUGAUGGGAAGGCUUGGAAGCACUUUGAUGAGUUGUACCCUGACUUUGCUGCUGAUUCAAGGAAUGUACGAUUGGGGUUAGCUUCAGAUGGGUUCAAUCCAUUUAGCAAUAUGUCGACAACACAUAGUAUAUGGCCAGUCAUUUUGAUGCCUUAUAACAUGCCGCCUUGGCGUUCAAUGCAUAAGAGCAACUACCUCUUAACGUUGUUGAUUCCAGGACCAAAGUCCCCUGGUAAGGACUUUGAUGUAUUUUUAAGACCCCUUGUGGAUGAGCUUAAAGUUUUAUGGUGUAACGGAGUUCAAGCAUACGAUGAAUACUCCCGAUCAAGUUUCACUCUUCGUGCAACAGUUAUGUGGACAAUUAGCGACUUCCCUGCUUAUGCUUACUUAUCUGGGUGGAGCACUAUGGGUAAAUUGUUAGAAGAGGUACCUAUAUGCACCCCUGGUAAAGCACCUAAUAAUGAUGAUAGAAAACGUAAACGUGGUGUUGAUGAGUUGAAUUGGUCAAAAAAGAGUAUAUUGUUUGAACUACCAUAUUGGUCAAAGCUAUUGAUGCGUCAUAAUCUUGAUGUCAUGCAUAUUGAAAAAAAUGUUUGUGAUAAUAUUGUUGGAACCUUGUUAAAUGAUCCCAUGAAGUCGAAGGAUACUGUGAAGGCACGUUUAGACUUGGAGGAUCUUAACAUUCGUAAAGAAUUAUGGUUGAAGGAGCGGAAUGGAAAAUUUGAGAAACCUCAUGCAAAUUACACGUUGAGUAAAUCAGAUUGUGAGGGAUUUUGUGACUUUAUCAAGUCAGUUCGCUUACCGGAUGGGUAUGCUUCAAACAUCAGUCGUUGUGUGACAGACUCUCAUACACUUGGUGGGAUGAAAACACAUGAUUGUCAUGUAUUGCUCCAAAAAAUACUACCAGUGGCCAUUCUCCCAUACUUAGACAAGAAAAUACGAGCCACACUAAUUGAGUUUUGUCAAUUCUUUCAAAAAUUAAGUGCCAAGACUCUAUAUGUCAACAAACUUGAGAAUAUGAAGACAGGGAUUGUUAUCAUACUAUGUAAACUUGAAAAGAUAUUUCCUUUGUCAUUCUUUACAAUCAUGGUUCACUUAUGUGUGCAUUUACCUGAACAAGCAUUGUGGGGUGGACCAGUCAGUUCAAGGUGGAUGUUUGGCAUUGAACGUCGCAUGGGUACAUAUAAGGGAUACGUUCGUAACUUUUCACGCCCUGAUGGUUCCAUUACUGAAGCAUAUGUUGUUGAUGAGGCUGUGACAUUUUUAUCUCGAUAUUUGCAUAAUAUUGAGACAAGAUUCACACGUCUAGAACGUAAUUGGGAUGUACCUUGUACACAACAUAAGAUGGAGUUAUUUAACAAUAAGAUUCGUACGAUGGGGGCCUCUAAAUUUGGUAAGCUAGGGGUUUUUGACCAUGUGGUGCAAUGGUACCUUUUGAAUAACUGCGGAGAUGAACUUGAUGGUUACAUAAAUGAGCAUAAAGAAGUAUUGCGUUUGAGAAAUGUGCGGGAAGAAGAUUUCGAAGUCGUACAAAAACAUGAAUUUCCUUCUUGGUUCAAGAACAAGAUGGCUAAUCUUAGAGUCAAUGGCGAUCCUAAAGCAACUGAUUAUUUGUACUCAUUGUCACAAUAUGCGGAUGAUCGUUACACAAUUUGGCAUAGUUGCAUUGUUAAUGGCGUUAGAUUUCGCUGCAAAGAACGUGAUGAUAAGUUCAAGACACAAUGUAGUGGAGUUUGUACAGAGGGUGAUUAUGAGAGUAGUGAUUUCACAUAUUAUGGUGUUCUACUUGAAAUUUUAGAAUUGGAUUUCAUCUAUCAACGUACGGUAUUCAUGUUUCGUUGCAAGUGGUACAAUACUGAUCCGAAAGGAAAAAGAAUAGUGGUUAAUAAUAAUUUGACAUCACUUGACAUUACAUCUAAUUGGUAUGCUGAAGAUCCAUUUAUUUUGGCCACACAAGCUCAACAAGUUUUUUACCUAAAUGAUCGAAGUCGGGGAAAGAAUUGGAUGGUUGUACAAAAGGUAAAUCAUAGGAACAUAUAUGAUAUAAUUGAGCAUGACGAUGAUGAAGAGAGGGUGAACGAUGAUAUCUUUCAAGAGGAAGAAUCUAGUGAGUUACCGCAUUUUCAGCCAACGGAAGAGGUAGUCGACACGUCUUUAUUGGUUCGGCAAAAUGAAGAACCAAUAAGUUUUCCUCAUGAGUUGGUGGUUAAAUUACGUAGUGAACAAACAUUUCUUAAUGAUCGAGAACAUAACUUGGAAGAUAUUGAGGAUUAUGAUGACGACGGUAGAUUUUUUAUUACCGAUGAAGUAACUUUAGAAUCUGAGACUGAUGACGACUCUGAUGACCCAGAUCUUGAUGACAAUGAUGAUGAUGAUGCAUGA
This is a messenger RNA of Diospyros lotus (date-plum), 3246 nucleotides long. RefSeq lists its product as uncharacterized. Bases 1 to 3246 code for a protein of 1081 amino acids. The transcript is spliced from 4 exons. NCBI's taxonomy places the organism in Eukaryota, Viridiplantae, Streptophyta, Magnoliopsida, Ericales, Ebenaceae. The record is from RefSeq and is a predicted model, not a curated record.